ACCGCUCCCCCCACCUAUUCUAUUGAAUUUAUUAUUCACGAUGACAUCCUUACCGCCUUUUGCAGCAACUCAGACAGGACCACGACCCAUUCUACUUCAAAUCGAAGAGCAAUUCAAUAAACGUAUAGACGAAGAUGUGGGAAAACUUGUGGAUUGUUUCUCAGAUAUUGUGAAAGUUGGAGAGAAUAAAGAUAAAGACAAGUUUAAAGUUGCUCAGGAAGGAUACCAAAUCGAAAGUCAAGCUGCCCAAAUUGUUCGAUCCUGCGAAUCUUUGCUAUCGUUAAUUGGGGAAUUGAAACAGAAUUUAUUAUUAAACGAUACCAAAACAUUGUCGAAAUUACGAAAGACGCAAUCUGAAAAAUUAGAAGAUAACACAAUGGCCAUUAAGGCCCAAAUGCAGGUUAUGAAGAAGGAAUUAGCAGAGACCAUUUAUGAUUUGGAAUCAACGACUUAUCGAUCGCUGACAGAUCCUUACGAAAAGGAGAAAUAAAAUUUCGGUUGUUUUUAGUUUUA
Messenger RNA from Mucor mucedo, 513 nucleotides. Its product is annotated as surfeit locus protein 5 subunit 22 of mediator complex-domain-containing protein. Gene Ontology annotation, molecular function: transcription coregulator activity. Gene Ontology annotation, biological process: regulation of transcription by RNA polymerase II. Lineage: Eukaryota; Fungi; Mucoromycota; Mucoromycetes; Mucorales; Mucoraceae. Bases 41 to 490 code for a protein of 149 amino acids. The record is from RefSeq and is a predicted model, not a curated record. Gene Ontology annotation, cellular component: mediator complex. The transcript has 3 exons.